Molecule: messenger RNA, 1013 nt
Organism: Rhineura floridana
Lineage: Eukaryota; Metazoa; Chordata; Lepidosauria; Squamata; Rhineuridae
Gene: PCLAF
Product: PCNA clamp associated factor
Exons: 5
Coding region: 164-520 (118 amino acids)
Biological process (GO): regulation of cell cycle; translesion synthesis
Cellular component (GO): nucleus
Molecular function (GO): chromatin binding
Source: RefSeq, a predicted model, not a curated record
CAGUUAAGUGGGUAUAGGAUUGUAGUAGCUUUAGUCGUUUGCAACAAAAACAUGAAUUUUGUAGCACCUUAAAAGACUAAGUUCUUAAAAGCAUAAGCUCUCAUGGACUGGAGACCGCUUCAGCAGACGCAAGAAGUGCUAAUCUGUUGCAGCCGUUGCAGGAAUGGCGCGGACCAAGGCGGAUCGCGGUGGGACCGGUGGAGCUUACCGGAAAGUGGUGGCUGCUAGGGCUCCACGGAAAGUGCUGGGUUCUGGAAAUGCUAAUGUGGGUUCCUCUCCUGCAUCACGGAAAGCUGAAAGUAAAUAUACUGGUGGUAACCCAGUCUGUACAAGGCCAACACCACCAUGGCAAAAAGGAAUUGGUGAAUUCUUCAGGCAGUCCCCAAAGCAUUUGGAGAAAGAGAACCAGGUCUCUGAGGAGCCAGGAUGCAGUGGAAUAGGAAAGCACAGAAGAAAAGCUCGUCCCUUGUCCCCUUAUCCUGGUGAACAUGAAGCACCUUCUGAGGACGAGCAGAUGUGAGCUAGCCUCAUCUCUUCUGGUGGCAGAUUUUGUCAUGCUCAACAUCUGAGGUGGCUGUGUAUGUAAAUCUGUAUAUAUUACCUGUGUUUUGGUUUGGGUACAGGUCUUGAUAUAAACCUAGCAUGCUGUUUUGUUUACUAAAGUAACCUAAAACUUGAAAGACUGUAAGGGAAUUGAGGACAUUAAUAUUUCCUGGGAGCUUAGCUACCAAUCAAACAUUGCAGCGCUGAGAAAUUAGUAACCAUGGGGUUUACAUUAAGUGCCAUUUGCUUCUUUCAGCACUUCCUAAAGUUUGUGCCAUAUGAAUGUUGAAAUGACUGUAUUAAAUUUUUUGAAACCUGUUUGUAUUUUGAUAUAAUUCCAUUAUAGUACCUUGGGUGAUGUUUCUUGGCCUUUCUUUCUCAGAGCUAGAGAUGAAUGAGACUGCACUUCUGUUUAUUUAAAGCAGGAAGACCAAAAAGUUUACUUUGUAAUAAAAUAACUUACAAAACUA